This is a messenger RNA of Cloeon dipterum, 7295 nucleotides long. RefSeq names its product Kinesin heavy chain 73 (gene Khc-73). Gene Ontology annotation, molecular function: ATP binding; microtubule motor activity; microtubule binding. The record is from RefSeq and is a predicted model, not a curated record. The coding region runs from base 211 to 5682 and encodes 1823 amino acids. The transcript is spliced from 31 exons. NCBI's taxonomy places the organism in Eukaryota, Metazoa, Arthropoda, Insecta, Ephemeroptera, Baetidae. Gene Ontology annotation, biological process: microtubule-based movement.
ACACCGACAGGUUCCGAAGCAAGCAAGACCUGUACAAGACGGAAAAUGCAAGAUGGCAGCCGACGUGAAGUCCUGUCCAGUUGGGUGUCUGUGAAAAUGUCAUAUUGUGACUCGUGUUGCUGGCUAGACGAUGAGUAAACAUGAGUGAAUAGUGGCUAACUAUUAGUGUAGUGGUUUGCGAAUCGAGAACUGUCAAGAAACGACUUCAGAAUGGCCACGGAUAAAAUCAAAGUCGCUGUCCGAGUAAGACCCUUCAACCGCAGAGAACUGGAACUGGGGUCGCAAUGCGUCAUAGAAAUGGCAGAGCAGCAGACCAUUCUCCACCACCCCAUCACCAUGGACAAAAUCGAGAGGAAACAGCCAAAGACAUUUGCAUUCGACCACUGCUUCUGCUCCAUCGAUCAAAAUGACGAAAACUUCGCCUCGCAGGAGCUCGUGUUCGAUAGCCUGGGUAGCGACAUCCUCUCCAACGCAUUCCAGGGCUACAACGCCUGCAUUUUCGCCUACGGACAGACCGGUUCUGGCAAAUCGUACACGAUGAUGGGAGCUCAACACGACUCGGGCAUCAUCCCCCGGUUGUGUGACAAACUUUUUGAGCGAAUCGCUGAAAUGCAGAGCAGCGAACUGACCUUCAAGGUAGAGGUCAGCUACAUGGAGAUCUACAACGAAAGGGUGCACGACCUGCUCGAUCCGACGUCCAACAAACAGUCUCUCAGGGUCAGAGAGCACAACGUCCUUGGCCCUUACGUCGACGGUCUCUCACAGCUCGCUGUCACGUCGUACGAGGAUAUUGCUGCCCUGAUGACCGAAGGCAACAAGUCUCGCACAGUCGCGGCCACCAACAUGAACUCCGAGUCGUCCCGAUCGCACGCCGUCUUCUCGGUGGUCCUAACUCAAACUCUGACCGAUCUAAAAAGCGGUGUCAGUGGUGAAAAGGUAUCCCGAAUGUCCCUUGUGGAUUUGGCUGGCUCCGAGCGUGCGGUGAAGACAGGCGCCGUUGGAGAGCGGUUGAAGGAAGGGUCCAACAUUAACAAAUCUCUCACAACUCUAGGCCUAGUGAUAUCAAAGUUAGCCGACCAGGCGGGUGGCGGCGGCGGCAGCAGUGGCAAAAGUAACCGGGACAAGUUUGUUCCCUACCGUGAUUCCGUUCUCACAUGGUUGUUGAAAGAUAAUCUGGGUGGCAAUAGCAAGACUGUGAUGGUUGCGACGAUUUCUCCGGCGGCUGACAAUUUUGAAGAGACUCUGUCCACUCUGCGGUAUGCCGACAGGGCUAAGAGGAUCGUCAACCACGCCGUGGUCAAUGAAGAUCCAAACGCCAGGAUCAUCCGCGAGUUGAGAGCCGAGGUCGAGGCGCUCAAAGAAAUGUUGAAACACGCCACGGUGAGCAACAUUUCGCUACCAAUUGGCUCACAGGUGGUUGAUAAUAGGGAAGAUUUGCAUGCUAAGCUCAGUGAGAGUGAGAAGCUGAUGAAGGAGAUCAGCCAAACGUGGGAGGAAAAGUUGGUGAAAACUGAGCGACUUCAACACGAAAGGCAACAAGCACUUGAGCAAAUGGGAAUUUCAGUGCAGGCCUCCGGCAUCAUGGUGGAGAAAAAUAAGUACUACUUAGUCAAUCUGAACGCUGAUCCCUCCUUAAAUGAGCUCCUCGUCUACUAUUUAAAGGACCGCACUUUAGUUGGACGUAAAGAAGCUCAAGUUGAGCAGGACAUCCAGUUGUCAGGUUUAGGCAUCCAGCCCGAGCACUGUGUGCUCACCAUGGAAGGCGAAAAAUUGUUCAUCAUUCCACUAGAGGGUGCUCGUACUUACGUGAACGGUUUCCCCAUCACUGACAAGAUAUUGCUCCAUCAUGGAGACAGACUGCUCUGGGGAAACCACCACUUCUUCCGUGUCAACUGUCCAAAGUCUACAACCGCCGCCAAUUCCGAGCCUCAAACUCCUGCCCAACCUCUAGAUUAUAAUUUUGCAAGAGAAGAAAUUAUGCUGAACGAAAUGAGCAAUGACCCCAUCCAGGCAGCUAUUGCCAAAAUCGAAAAGCAGCACGAGGAAGACAAGCAGGUUGCCCUCGAGAAACAGCGCCAAGAGUACGAGCGCCAGUUCCAGCAGCUGCGAACCAUUCUGUCCCCUUGCACUCCGUACCCACCUUAUGUGCCAUUUGACCCAUUCAGACCCGGAAAAAUAACACCAUGCACCCCUGGAACCGCCCAAAUGAGGGUUGAGAAGUGGGCUCAAGAAAGAGAUGAAAUAUUUAAACGGAGCUUAGCCCAAUUGCGAGCGGAUAUUGUGAAGGCAAACUCGCUCGUGCAGGAAGCCAACUUUCUGUCUGAAGAAAUGGAACGGAAUACUAAGUUUAGUGUUACUCUCCAGAUCCCUCCAGCAAAUUUAAGCCCAAACCGCAAACGUGGCAGCUUUGUGAGUGAACCAGCUAUCCUAGUCAAAAGGAAAGGUUAUGGAAGCCAGGUUUGGUCCAUGGAAAAGUUAGAAAAUAAAUUGAUUGAUAUGAGGGAGCUUUAUGAAGAGAGCAAAACUAUUCCUAUCAGAGAGGAUGGAUCGUUUCGAAAUCUCGAACUAGACCCCUUCUUUGAGUCUCAGGAGAACCACAAUGUGAUAGGAGUUGCCAACAUCUUUCUAGAAAGUUUAUUUCAUCCCGUCCGAUUAAGUUAUCACACACCAAUAAUCAGCCAGCAAGCAGAAAUCGCAGGCCGAUUACACGUUGAGUUGAGCAGGAUUGCCGGCUCAUUUAAUCCUCUCGAGAUCUCAGAAAUGUCCACUUCCGAGAACUCCAACGACAGCGAAGAAUUCACUAAUCCAACACCAACAGUGACCCUGAGGGUCAAUAUCAAGCAAGCCACUGGCCUGCCUCCAUCACUUUCAAACUUCGUGUUUUGUCAGUACACUAUUUGGGGCCACCCUGGGCCAGUGGUGGUGGCGCCCAUCGACUCGAAUCACAACAACACUGACACCCAGCAGACAAAUGAGGGAACUCCUAGCGUCUUCAAAUUCGACCACACCAUGGAUUUCACCAUUCCUGUCACGGAGGAGUUUGCAGAGCACUGUGCUGAAGGAGCAUUGUCAAUUGAGGUUCUUGGCCAUCGGUCAGCAGAAAUUCAUGGGUCUUCAGGCUUCUCUCCCAGAGCUAAGCCAGGUUGGGAAGUGGAGCAGAGACAACUGGCAAAGGUUCGCUCUCUCGCAGACCGCUGGAGCGAGUUGACCCGCAAGAUUGAGAUUUGGGUGGAAAUCCACGAGCUCAAUGAGCAGGGCGAGUACACACCGGUCGAAGUGCAGCCGCGCGAAGACAUGCUGACUGGAGGCAUCUUCCAGCUGCGACAAGGCCAGCAGAGGCGCAUCCAGGUCAGGGUGCAGCCGGUGCAAAACUCUGGCACCCUGCCCAUCAUCUGCGAGGCCAUCACCAGCAUCGCGGUUGGCAGCGUUUGCGUCCGAUCCAGGUUGCAGAAACCGCUGGACUCGUAUCAGGAGGAGGACCUGUCCGUGCUGAGAGAAAAGUGGAGCGACGCCCUGAUGAGACGCAGGCAGUACUUGGACAGACAGAUCCAGAAAAUCGUCAAUAAAGAAGGAAAGAAUGAGAGGGACGUUGAGAGAGAGCAGAGCCUGAUGGCGCAGUGGAUGAUGUUAACUGAGGAGCGCAACGCGGUUUUGGUUCCUUCAGCUGGGUCCGGCAUUCCUGGAGCGCCUGCAGACUGGGAUCCGCCUCUGGGAAUGGAGCCCCACACUCCAGUUCUCUUCCUCGACCUGAACGCUGAUGAUCUCAGCAUCCUUAACAAUGGAGAGGAGCUAACAGUUUGUGGCCUGAACUCGAUACUUCCUAAAGAGCACGGCAACAAAUUCUACAGCUUGCCGAUUCUGAAGCAGCAGGAGAAAGACGUGAGUGCUGUUGCGGCGUGGGACUCCUCCCUGCAUGACUGCUUGCAUUUGAACAAAGUCACUGAAGCGAACGAGAGAGUGUACCUGAUUCUGAAAAGCACAGUAAAGCUGUCUCACCCGGCACCAAUGGAAUUGGUGCUGCGCAAGCGGCUCGCGCUGAACGUUUAUAAGCGACAAAGCAUCACAGAGCGUCUGCGGAGGAGAAUUGUCAGGACUGACCUUCAACACCAAUGUGGAGUGACUUAUGAGCUGGUCUCAAAUAUUCCUAAGGCAAGCGAAGAACUGGAGGAUCGAGAGAGUUUGGCCCAGAUGGCAGCUACUGGCGAGGAAACGUCUGACAUCAGCGAAGGAGACACUUAUAUAGAACAAUACACCAGAGGAGUCAGCGCUGUUGAGUCCAUUCUCACCCUAGACCGACUCAGGCAGAAUGUUGCUGUCAAAGAGCUGCUGCAGGCUCAGGGCCGACCUCUGAUGCGGAAAACAGCCAGUGUGCCAAACUUCUCUCAGCUCUUCAACACAUCCGAUGGUCCAACUCGUUCUGAGAGUUUUGCUGACCUAGCUGCUGAGCUGAGUGGACCACUGCGUGAGCGAAGUGUUCGCUCAGGUCUCGGCUCGUUCAAGCCUGACCUGGACUCAAAUAUGAACAGCACCACCGCGUCGACUCCUUUAACAAAUAAGCCGUUCGGCCUCGGCGCCAUAUUAACAGCUAGGCCAACUUUCCUCAACCUGAAUUUCAACCUUAACUCUCUACGACUUCAGCCAUCCGGAGCCAAAUCAGCUUCUCCUAACCCAACAACUGGGAAAUUGGGUCUCCGCAUGAGCACCCUUCAUGAAGAGCAGCCAGGUGGAGAAAACUAUGGAGGAAGCGGUGAGCCUGACCUGGAAGAAGUGGACGAAGAUGAAGAGGAUGAGGAGGAAGUCGACACUGAAGAGAUGCACCGUCAAAAUGCAACAGCCAUGUCGACUUCUCAAACCGCCGAGUCACUCUCCGAGUACAUUUCCCAUAGCAGCACAGCUAGCAAUAGUAACAAAAAUGGAACACCGAGCACAGCCUCCAGUGGCUAUGGUAGCAACUAUGGAGGCGCUCUCACCAGUGAGGAUUCUCUUUCCCUCCAAAGUGUUGAGUAUGAGUGCAUUCCGAACGAAACUGUCGACCAGCAGAUGAACAACGUUCAGCCUCCUCCAAAGCCAGACAUGCAGCAAAUUUCUGAGGAAAUAUUGGCUGAGGAAGGAGUCGAGGAGGAUGGCUGGGAAUCUAAUCUGUCAUGUUCGCCUGACAACAACAAUACCUCAAAGCGGGGCCGCAAGAACCAUCCUAACAGGGCGUCUUUCCCUCCCGCACACGUUCAAAAACUGCUUGCCACUCACAACCCUCUGAGCAAUUCCUCGGACCGUCUCUUGGCGGAAGAUGGAUCUGACUCUCCUUACGGCUCCCGCUACAGCCUGAGCGGCUGCGGCGCCCUUCCUGACUGGAUCACUGUGGGCGAGAAGGUGCUCGUCAGGCCCUACUCGCUGCCUGGCACUGUUGCUUUCAUUGGGGAAACACAAUUCGCGCCUGGAAUUUGGGUUGGAGUCGCUCUCCAGUCUGCGACAGGAGGGAAAAAUAAUGGCACUGUGCAAGGAGUGAAGUAUUUUGAGUGCAGGCCAAAGAGCGGUCUUUUCGUCAGGCCCGACAAACUAUUGCCAGACAAGAGAGGAAUCAACGCCAGGUCAACCCCACCCAGCAGCGGAAUGAAGCGCAGUCUUAGCAGAGGUGAUAAUUUGUCCAGAAGUCGCGGAGAAGGGUUGCACAGAGCGAAGUAAACUUCCAUCACUUCCUGUCGCCCGAGGCAGUAUUUUUAACCAUUAAAUGGCUCAGAUCUUUCAUGGCUAGAGAUAAAAGUAUGUGCAUAGCUUGAAAGUGUGCAGCAGCAACUUGGUAAGUGUGAGAGGCAAAGAGGUUGGUGUUGCCGAGAAAAUAAGCUAGGCUUGGUUGCAAAUCACACGAAUUUUUGAGAGGCAAAUAUUUUGUUUCAACGAGACUGAAUCGAAAGAUUUGUUUUUUGGUGAUUCACAAAACAAACUUGUGGGUGCUUUUGAUGUUUAGAAGGAAGCAAGCCAUCGAAAUUGGCCUCUUGAUCGUUUGUCCGUUCCGAGUGAAACACACACACACAUGCUCCCGGGAAGGGAGGCGCAUUAUGUCUAGAGAAGGGAAAAUAUUCGUGCAAUAUGGUGUCAUUUGUCUUCUCAAGGAGAUUUUUAAAAGAGUAUCAGACGUCCAUUAUUUGGCAGACAUAGCAGGUUUGUAAUGUAUCAAAUAUUAAAAUCCAAGCUCAUCCACAAUCUGGCUUUUGCCCAUUUUUCUUUCCAAAGUCCAAUAAAUAAAAAGCACGAGAUAAGAGAAAAUAAAUAAAAUUUUCGACUUCAGAAUGUUUCAAACAAAUCAAAUACAUAUAUAUUAUAUCGAAUAGGAGUAAAUAUUUAUAUUUUAGAGCGUUAGCCACCUGUAAAGCAUUAACCAUACACAGAAUAAAAAAGUCACGAAUUUCUUGCCUUGCGUUAAACCAAACAUUUCAUUGUAAAUUCAUUCAUAAUGCACUAGCGUAAAAUCAGCUUCAGAGCGUUUAAUUUUGUGAUAUCUUGAUUUUUGCUCUUCAACUGCAACUCGCUCGUGUAAAUGUUAAAAAUCAAAACGCGCGCAGUUGACUAUUCUCAUAGAAUAUAUUGGUCAAUAGUGUGUGUGUAAAAUACCACUUCUCUCCUUGAGGCAGAUUCCGAUUUGGCAGAGUUUUAUUUUUUAAUACAAAUUACUCUCGUUAGAUCUCUUGAUAUAAAUAUGACACGUCAUGUAGAUACUUACACAACAGCACAUUCCAAAAUUAGACGGACUAAGUUAGGAGCAAGAACGAGAAUACUUAUUGAUUGUUGAUUCUGGACCGUUGAUUUUUUUGUUUCACUGAUUGAAUUGAGCUUAUUUCUCAAAAUUAGUUGUUAAAUGUGUACAUAAUUUACAUUAGUUUUAGACUAAGUGUGCAAUCAAAUUGAUGCCCAAUCAUGUGUCGCAAUUUUACUUGUAAACUAGGUUGAGUGUUUCCUGAAACAAAUGAGACAGAUUUAUCGGUUGUGAUGCAUCUCUAUGAUAAGGCGCCUUUCCUGUAUGAAUAUUAUUCAUUUUCCUGACAUUUUGGUUUAUUUAAAUUAUCCAUUUUCUGCGCGAAUUUGUACUUUCCGGUCAUAUUUUUAUGAGGAAUAUCAUCCCUGUACUAUGAUAUAUACGAUUACGAAACGUAGGAACAUAUAUAUUUAUUUCCUAGCACACUGUAAAGACAAAACCUUUGAACCAACUCUAAAUUAUUGAACCAUGUAUAAUGCCACAAAUAUCUCUAUGUUGUAGUUUAUUUCCUAUGUCAAUAAAUGUGUUAAUAAACUCUUAAAAA